Molecule: messenger RNA, 2616 nt
Organism: Amphimedon queenslandica
Lineage: Eukaryota; Metazoa; Porifera; Demospongiae; Haplosclerida; Niphatidae
Product: ubiquitin carboxyl-terminal hydrolase 47-like
Exons: 27
Coding region: 1-2616 (871 amino acids)
Molecular function (GO): protein binding
Source: RefSeq, a predicted model, not a curated record
AUGUUAACACAAGAAGCAGUUAGUAAGUAUUUUCCUACUCCUGAAGUAGGUGUGGUUCCUGAGACUAUUAAAGAUCAUGAUGUAGUUCCACCAGAUAAUACAAGUACUGCUGAUGAACCCAAGGCACCAGCUAAUGCACAAUCUGAUAUCACAUCUAGUCCUUCUGAUGGAGCAGUUGCUAGUAAUUCAUCUUCACAACCUUUAUCACCUCAAGUUGAAAUACCUGUUCCAAUCCAUUUACUUGGGGAUUUUAAAUCAAUGAAGACUUCUUACACAAGGAUGUUUUAUAAUGUUUGCAAGAUUUUAAAAAGAAAACUGAAUGUGGAUGACAUCAAGGAAUUCCUGUCUUAUUAUAGUGUUACCUUUCGUAGAAAAGUAGAGCAGUGUUCAGAUAUUUCUAGUAUCCUUCAUUAUGUUAAAGACGAGUGUUCACUAACCGAUGUUACUCUCCUUCAUAGUGUAGUGGAGGAAAUGGAGAUCAUUGAAGCAAAGGAACACAUUGAAACUUAUAGAGCAGAGUUGAAGGAAUUUUACAAAUCAAUCUCAGUUAGUCUUUGUCUGGAAAAAAGAUUUGGCUCCAUUCCUCAUCUGAAGUAUGAAACCGUUACCUUUAUCUUUGACUGGAAGCCUGAGGAACAUUUGUUGCAGGAUAUCAAGGGUGUUUUAUCUAAAAACUUGACAUUAUGGAGGAGACAAGAUGUCAGACAAAAGGAACUAAAAGAAAAGGAUCAAGACUUACUACAACACACAGAGGUUAUUUCUUAUAUUAUACUUCAAGAAACUGAAUAUAAACUAAGAGAUGCUAUCAGUAGCAAAGAGAAGGAAGCAAUUGAAUUGAAAAAAGAACUAUCAAAGAUGAAAGUAUUGACAGAACUUGAGGCAGAAUCAUUGUUCAUUCAAAGUGAUACUGAUUCAGUUAAAGAAGUUGAGGAAGAACCACUUUAUGAAGAGUUGACUGUGUUGAGGUCUCAGUUUAAUGAGAUAAAAGAUUUGCCAAACAAAUUAUCAAAAAUGAAGAUUGAGUAUUUGAAAUCACUUACUAGUAAUACUGAUUCAGCUGCUAGCAGAGUAAUAAGAGGAAUGACUUUUGAAAUUGAUGACUGCAAAUUUCAUCUUCAAGCAAUGACAAGACCAGACUAUCAGCCAUCUGUAGAUAAUAAAAGAAUAAUAGAGAAAUUACAAGAAAGAAUAACAUUAAUGAAUAUGGAACUAGUUACUGAGAGAGAACACAAUGAGAAGAUUAUAAAAGAUAUUAAAGAUCAUUUGGAAGAGAUUGAGGAGAAGAGACAGAGAGAAAUGAAACAAUAUAAAUUAUAUUGUAAUCAUCCUGUUACUGGUGAAUUAAUAGAGUCAACACUUGAAGUACAUAAAGAUGAAUUACUACCCAGUGUACUGGAUAAAGCUUAUGAGUUAAUGAAAUUAGCUCCUCAUAUUCCUAUUGAGAGAUGUCGUUUAGUUGAAUAUGAUGAUUAUAGUCAUGCCAUGAAUCGGUCCUUUGAUCUUGAUGAAUUUCAGCAUCAAACUAUUGGACAGCUAAUGGAUGUGGCUGAAUAUUAUUAUGAUUUAUUUUUGGAAACUCGUAAAGAAAAUGAAACCUUUAAGAAAUACAAUGAUGGAGGUAUUAAUCUAGAGAUAUCAGUGGUUGAUCUGGCAGCUGGUAAAGUACAUGUAGGACCAACUAAACCAAUGAGAGGAGAAAGCGGUUGGACUGUUAGAGUAUUAAAACAACAUAUAGGAGAAGUAUUUAAUAUCAGCCCGUCAUGCAUGAGGAUAGCAUGGAAUGAGAACUGGAGUGAUUUUUGUGAACUUAAGGAUGAAGAAAGUUUGUUACUCUAUAAAUCUCGAGAAAGUAAAUUGCUAUAUGUUUCAUCAGAUCCUGAAGAUUAUCAAAAAGAAUUCAAAGAUAGUUUGAUGUACAGAUAUGUUGAGUUUCAUGUCAACUCAAUGAUACUACUGAACAUUACAAUACCUCCUGGACCUGAAGCCAUGCCCACAAUAACUGAAAGAAGAAUGAUGAAAAUUAUAUCAAUGAUUGAAGAAAAUAAAGGAAAAGAAAGAAGGAUACAGGUACGAGUUAAUAAGAGUAUAACAUUAAUUCAAUUGAAGGAGGAGCUAGUUCCACUGAUUGGUGUACCACCUACUGGUUUUAGAAUGUAUGAAAUUAUUGGUAAUAGAGAAUAUGAACUGGAGGCACUGAAUCAGACAUUAAAAGAUAUUGGAUCUGGAUCAGAGUUGAUAGUAAGACUGGGUAGAGCAUUAGGAAUUUUAAUGAGAUUACGUGACAAGAGUGAAGUGUACCCUGGUACAGUAUAUCUUGAUGAUAAGAGGAUUGAUACUAGCAGUAAGGAAAUGUAUGUGGAACCAUUGAAAGGACCAGAGAAGAAGAAGCAUGAUAGACAGAGACAGCUGUCAGAGUUAAGUGGAGUUCCUGCUGGGUAUAUCUCUUAUACAGAGGGAAUAUCAUUUCCAGUUGAGAUAUCAUGUCUUGAUAUUGAGAAUAAGUUGAAAUGGUAUUCCAUCACUUCAGGCAGAUACUCAUUAUUAGGACUACAUGAUGAUGGACGUGUCAUAUAUUACAAGUUGAAGAAGAUUAGGGAAUGCGAAUUACAGCAUUGA